AUGAAAAGGGUGAGUGAGGACGGAGGCCCCAGGCCCUCGGGAGCUGUUGGCCGGAAAAUGUAAGCGGGAACAAUCCAGUUCGACACUACUACAGUGCCUAGAGGAAGCGGGUUAACCACUACCUUCACAUCAUUCAUAAUUUGUAAAUUAGGCAAAAUUGGUGCCGCGGCGCUGGGGGUCGUUAGCGGAAUUUGGGGCAAAGUUGGCACUAAUAUCCGCGCAACAGUACACAGGAGGCUGGGACACAUUAAGCAAGUUAAGCCACAACAGUGGGAGGACUUGUUCAUUAGCGGCCCGGCCUGGCCCGGCAGCGGCGAUGUGUCUGUAUUAAGGUAA
This is a messenger RNA of Nezara viridula (southern green stink bug), 336 nucleotides long. The record is from the annotation of a GenBank genome assembly. NCBI's taxonomy places the organism in Eukaryota, Metazoa, Arthropoda, Insecta, Hemiptera, Pentatomidae.